AUGGCAACUUCUUCCGUUGACUCGCUGCUUGCUGUGACGUUGGUCUUCUGCUCGAAGCCUGGGCUCGAGUCUCUAGCUCACGUUGUCGAGUCGGUAUCGACUUUCCUGGAUUCAUCAGUGGAGUUACCGAUCAAGAAAGCCUGUCGUUUCAAUUCCAUUCGCCUCUUAGACCGUAUUUGGGAUAGCUCCCUCGAAGUCGCAGCUUCUUCGGAUUCCUCGUGGUCUAUUCGCAAUCUCCUGCAUACAGAAACUCAUUACAGAGGCUUCCAGUUCACAUUCUCUAUUAUGGAAGCUGUUAAACUGAGGAAUGUGGAGAUGGUUCACUGGCUUUGCGACCAUUUACCUGGUUUCAUGGUAACCCAACAAUGUUUGGAGGAAGCUGCAUCUAUCGGGACUUUAGAAAUUCUCCAAUAUUUUCUCGAUAACGGAUACAAUCUCAAUUCACUUGAAAGUGAAGACUACUUCGAGGACGAUACUGAAGAGGGGAAGAACUUCUGUGUCGACUGGGGCUACGAAGACGCUGCAAAAGCUGCCACUGCCGGUCAUAGAGACAUCGUUAUGUGGCUAUACGAACAGGCAGGGAGUGAUGCGAGAAACAAUGAAGAAACGUUAAAGGCUACUGUUGCAAGUGGAGAGGUAGACUUGUUAAGGUGGCUGUUGGAAAGAAUAAGUAUGACACGCUGUAGAGGCAUGCAUGAAGCCGCCGCCAAUGGGCAUGUUAACAUGCUUGAGUUCUUGAUAGAUGAAGGAUUCGUACAAGACGACUUCGUUGGGUUGCUGCUGAGAGCUUCAGAAGCUGGUCAGAUGCGUGUAGUGCGUUGGAUCAUUGAUAGAGACUGGAGUAUUGAGACUUCAAGUGACCACGAAAACGGCGAAAGUAGCCCUUUUGGCUAUAAUUCCGAUGAUGAGAGAAGUUCUCGAAGACAUAGCACCAGUUUGGGUGGUGAAGCAAGUCUUGCAAUCCACAGUGCCGCUGUGAACGGACAUCUGGAAGUUGCCAAGUAUCUACACGCUCGUGUUGGCGGGCCUCUCAAUGCUAAAGAUGAAGAAAUUGAGCAAGUAAGACAACGCCAGACCAUCCGAGCUAUUAAAGACCUUGGGCUAAAUUUUGAACCGAAGAUGGUCUCAGGCAGAACCAUGUUCCUCGCCGCUCAAAAAGGCCUUCUCGAAGUUGUACAGUGGCUUUAUCAGACGUAUAGCAACGACCCAACACUCAACCUCUUCUGGUCUCGUAAUGACGAUACUUACGUAAAUGAAAGUGCAUUCGACGCCGCUGCGAGUAAUGGCCACUUCGAAGUCCAACAGUUUCUACAUCAAGCUGCAAAAGACUUUUCCGAGGAGAAUUUAAAUAAAAGAAGACGCCUGCGCAAAUUCCCGGACCCGAUCUACCCCUCGUCACCGAGAGAAAUGGAACUGCACACUGAACCAUCCAAGCCUGGUUAUACAACUGCAGCAAUGGACGGAGCGGCCGCCAAUGGCCAUUUACAUGUUUUACGUUGGCUUUUUGAGAAUGAAAAUAAAGGAUGCACGACAGAAGCCAUGAGUCUUGCUGCACGAAAUGGACACUUUGAAGUUGUCCAGUGGCUUUACAAAAACGUAAAGAUAAAGUGGACGUCGAGCGCGAUGGAUGGUGCUGCUUCUGGCGGUCAUAUGGAUAUUCUAAAGUGGCUGCAUGCACGUGGUUUAGGCUGUACCGUAAGUGCUAUGGACGGAGCUGCUCGUGGCGGACAUUUUGAAGUCGUGAAAUGGCUCAACGAUCACAGAUCCGAAGGAUGCACCACUGCAGCAAUGGAUGGUGCGGCGUCCAGUGGAGCAUUGAACCUUGUCAAAUGGCUACACGAGCAUCGCUCUGAAGGCUGUACAAGCACAGCGAUCUACAAAGCCGCUUUGCACGGCCACUUAGAUGUCAUCAAAUGGCUACAUGUGCAUUACAGUGAAGAGUUUCCCGCCUUCGCAAUGGAAAAUGCUGCACUUUCCCUGUCGUUUGAGACUGUUUUGUUCCUACAUCGAAUAAAACGGGGAGGGUGUACAAAAGCUGUUAAAAUUGUGGAAUAUCUAAGUCUGGACAUGCUGGGAUGGAUCCGCGAGAAUUAUCGCGACGCCUUGUCGGACGAACUAGACAGAUUGGGCUAG
Phytophthora nicotianae INRA-310 is the source of this 2133-nucleotide messenger RNA. RefSeq lists its product as hypothetical. The coding region runs from base 1 to 2133 and encodes 710 amino acids. Lineage: Eukaryota; Oomycota; Peronosporomycetes; Peronosporales; Peronosporaceae. The transcript has a single exon. Gene Ontology annotation, molecular function: protein binding. The record is from RefSeq and is a predicted model, not a curated record.